Acaulospora colombiana is the source of this 1986-nucleotide messenger RNA. The record is from the annotation of a GenBank genome assembly. NCBI's taxonomy places the organism in Eukaryota, Fungi, Glomeromycota, Glomeromycetes, Diversisporales, Acaulosporaceae.
AUGAUUAUUAAGGGCAUAAAUGUAGUAGUAACAGUUAAGAAUGGAGUAAAAUAUCAAGGUCUCUUUCAUGCGGCUCAUACGGAGGGCGAAUUAGGCGUCAUCUUAAAAUUAGCACGAAAAGUGGUAUCCAAACAAGAAGAAAAAAAUACGCAAAACCGUGUAAUACCUGUAUUUAUUUUACCACAUAAAGAAGUAAUGGAGAUUCAUGCAUGCGGGGUGGAUUUUUCGGCGUCUUUGGAUAAACCACUUAAUGAGCGUGAAGGGUUCAGGACUGACGCUGAUAUCAGUGGUCGAACUGAGAUUCGAGAGCGUGAACUUCAUAAAUGGGCUUCGGAAGAGUCGGGAGAGAUUAUGAAAGGUUUAGAAGAUGAUAUAAAUCCAGAAUCUGGCGACGCAAGCUGGGAUCAAUUUGCUGCGAAUGAGAAAUUGUUUGGAAUAAAGACUGAUUUCAAUGAAGAAUUAUAUACAACAAAGUUGGACAGAUCAAGGGCAGACUUUAAGGAGCGUGAAAGACAGGCUAUAGCUAUCGCUAAUGAGAUUACAAGGACAUCUACAAAUAACAUUCAUGUGCUCGAAGAACGUGGCUUCCUGGUAGAGGAUAAUCAAUUGGAUGAAGAAGAAAGGUACGGUGCGGUCAUGAGAAACAGGGAUCCGAGUAAAUAUAUGCCUCCAGCACUGCGAAAAAUACAAGAACAACAGCAAUUGCAGCAACAAGGAACCGCUCCCGCUGCAAAAAAAUCAGAGACAGCAAAAGAACCUACCAAGGAAAUUAAAUCUAAAACUACUGAAGAACCCCAAAAUAUAAAACCAAUGCCUCCUUCGGCGGCUCCAGUUCCUUCACCUUCCUUGCCAAAAGCCAACCCAUUCCCGCCUUUGCCGAUGGUCCCCUUUAGGGUUGAAACUGAUGCAACAUCAUUGAAUCCUCACACUGCUAAGAAACCGGAUACUGAUGUGGAUGGCAGACCUAUAGAAGCAUUAAUUGCGAAGUCAUUCAGCAAAUUCGUCAACCAUGAAAAAGAACGCCUCCAACAAAGGAAACAAGCCAUAGUCAAAAAGGAUAUGGAUGGUAAAGUGGCCGAACUACUUAAAUGGAGACAAAACUUUAAGCUGAAUUCGCCAAUUCCAGAUGAUCUUAUUCCAAUUCUAACAAAGGACGACGAAAAACGUCAACAGCUGGCUGCAAAAUCAGCGGCGGCAAUGUCUGAAAAAGAGAGCGAAAAAGACAAAGAAAAAAUAAAAGAUAAGGAAAAGGAGAAACAAGAGUCUGAAAAGGGAAAAGAUAAGGAAGACGAUAAACCAAAAAAAGAGAAACCCAACUCGGCUUCAAAUGUGGAUACAAAAACGGAAAUUUCAAAACCAAUAAUUAAGAUUGAAGAGGAUAAACCGCAAUCGAACGGAGAGUCGAAGUCCACUCCCGAAAAAGUUACAUCAGACAAACCCAUUUCCGCUGCUGAUAAAGCACCACCACAACAUCCUUCUUCCAGAAAUCUCGUAACAACACCGACAAACACGCAAUUCAAAUUGAAUGCAAAAGCGUCCGAAUGGAAACCCAAUCCUAAUGCAGCAAGUUUCACUCCGACCCCAAAUACUACUAGUGAUAAAAGAUCACCUAGCUCUUUAAAGAAAAAUUCUGCGUCGUUAAAAGAUGGAUUUAGUCCCUUUAAGAAAGGGAAAUCUCCAGAUAAUCCUAAUUCAAUUAUCACUACUAAUUUCGAAGAAGAUCUUUAUGCUCAAGCAUCCGUGAAUCAAGGAUUCGGAUUAGCGGCUUAUCACGUUAUGCCCUCCUAUCGAUUCACCGGAACCCAAUUUGUCGGUGUUCCGCCUAUGCCAAUGCAACAGACAACUCCAAUGCAAUACGUGCCUGGCAACAUUUUGGUUCCCAAGGAUUCCCUUCACCUGGUCGUACACCGAUGUUUAUUCGUCCUUAAAUCCUCAAAACAUAGUCAUAGACUUUUAAUUGAUAAUCAACAGGGAUACCACCCAUGA